AUGAGUAAAAAGCUGGAUCUCGAAAUCACACAAAAGGUAUCGGAAGUUGAUCAUUCCUAUGACCAAACUAAAAACUCAUCUUCCGAAAUUGAUGUUGAAUCAUCAACCAGCAAAGAGUCAUUGUUAGAGCCAGAUGUUGCUGAACUACCCAGAAUUGUUCGUGAAAUUGUACCUUUGGAGGAUGACCCAACUAUACCUGUGUUGACAUUUAGAUACUUCAUAUUAUCAAUCAUAUUCAUUGUGCCUGGUGCUUUCAUAGACACAAUGAACUCGUUUAGAACUACAUCAGCUGCUUAUUCAAUUUUUUUCGUCCAGAUUGCCAGUCACUGGGUUGGGAAAUGGUUAGCAAAAGUAUUACCAGAUAAAAAAGUUGGAUUUGGUCGCUAUAAAUUCAGUUUGAACCCAGGACCAUGGUCCAUCAAAGAAACGGCUAUGAUCACAAUAACUGCAAGCUCUGGAGCUACUGGAUCACAAGGGAUCAACUCGUUAGCUUUAGCUGAGAUCUACUAUGGCGAGACUGUUAAUGCGGCAGUGGCAAUUUUCUUUAUGUGGACAAUUGUCUAUGUUGGUUAUUCCUAUGCUGCUCUUGCAAGAAAUUUUUUGCUAUAUGAUCCACAAUUCAUUUGGCCCCAAGCAUUGGUGCAAACAACAUUGUUUCAAACCCAAAAUAAAUCUGAUACUGAUUCAAAACAAGGUUCAAAGCAAAUGAGAGUAUUUUUCUUUGUAUUGAUUGGAGUUUGCAUCUGGCAUUUCUUUCCUGAAUAUGUUUGGCCAAUGACAUCAUCAUUAGCAUUCUUGUGUUGGGUUGCGCCAGAAAACUACACUGCCAAUUUCAUUGGAUCUGGUUUAGGUGGUAUGGGGUUUAUGAAUAUCACAUUAGACUGGUCCAAUAUUACUUCAUCAAUUAUGUUAUAUCCUUAUUGGGUACAAGUAAUCCAGUUUAUUGCGUUUAUCCUAAGUGCUUGGAUUUUAAUUCCCCUGGUUAAAUGGGGUAAUUUAUCAGAUUUCAAAUUUGGUUUAAUGUCAAAUAGUCUUUUCUUGUCCAAUGGAACCAAAUAUCCAACUACAGAAUUAUUGACUCCAGAUUUGCAAUUGAAUGUAACCAGAUAUGAAGAGUUAGGUCAUGUUCAUUUGGGAGCUCAAAGAGCAUGGAAUAUGUUUUUCGAUUAUGCAGCUUACGUUUCUGGGUUUACAUGGGUUGUUGUUUUUGGUUACAAAAGUUUAUCUACAUCAUUUAAGAAAUUGGUUGCUUCAAGAAAAGAAAAGGGGUCAUUGAGUUUGCAAUAUACUGAUCGAUUGAACAAGCUUCAAAGUGCCUAUAAAGAGGUUCCUUUGUAUUGGUACGUCAUUUUAUUCAUUGCAUCGUUCAUCACAUUGUUGGUAAUCCUUGCCACUGAUAGUUUGUUUAUGCCAUGGUGGUGUAUGAUUGUUGGAUUAGCUUUUGGUAUGGUUAUUGUUACUCCACUUGCAUGGUUAUACGCAUUAUCCAAUUUUCAACUUGCCAUUGGUACGUUUAAUGAGUUAUUAUACGGGUAUAUGAUUCAGAGUAAAGCUCUGAGACAUCCUGCAGGAGCAACAGUUUACGGUGCCAUUGCUGGUGAUGCAUGGUACAGAGCACAAUAUAUUUUACAAGAUCAAAAAAUUGGCCACUAUAUGCAUUUACCACCAAAAGCAGUGUUUUUUUCACAAAUCUUUGGUGAAUUGAUUGGUGUACCAAUCAACUAUGCCGCAUUGAGAUGGGUAUUGUCGUCAAAAAAGGAUUUUCUUAAUGGAACAAAGGUUGAUACUCUUCAUCAAUGGACAGGACAACAAAUCGUCUCGUACAACACCAAUGCCAUCCAAUACGUUGUCCUUGGUCCCACGAGGUUAUUCAAAAACUAUCAAGUAUUACCUUAUGGAUUUUUGGUAGGUGCAUUGGCACCCUUGGUCAUAUAUGGGCUUUACAGAUUGUUCCCCAAAUCAAAGCUCAAGUUCAACUUGUGGAACACCACUGUAUUUUUCUCUACAUUAUCCUCAUUUUAUGGGAACAUAUCUACAGGUCCAUUUUCACAAUUUGUUGGUGGUACUAUCACAAUGUUUUACGCAUACAGGUAUAAACACGACUUGUGGAAGAAAUACAAUUACUUGUUGGCAGCUGCUAUUGACACUGGUUAUAACUUGGCCAUUUUGUUGAUUUUCAUCAUAUUCGCUUCAGGAAAGACGAUAACCAUGCCAAAUUGGUGGGGAAAUAACGAACAAAGUGUUGAGAGGUGUUUUGCUUUGGCCAAAGCUUCAUAA
Molecule: messenger RNA, 2277 nt
Organism: Lodderomyces orthopsilosis Co 90-125
Lineage: Eukaryota; Fungi; Ascomycota; Pichiomycetes; Serinales; Debaryomycetaceae
Gene: OPT7
Product: Opt7p
Exons: 1
Coding region: 1-2277 (758 amino acids)
Biological process (GO): transmembrane transport
Molecular function (GO): oligopeptide transmembrane transporter activity
Source: RefSeq, a predicted model, not a curated record